AUGGCAUCAGAAGGUCUUGAGAGGUGCAUUCCAGAUGACAUGUUUACCUUCAUAGGAAGCAGUGGGGCUCAAAAAAGACUGCUAAUAGAAUUUAAAAGAUAUAAUCUAAGCAUAACGAUGGACAGUAUGAUAAAUGGUAGUGGCGAUGAAGGCGUUUUGAAUGCUGAAUGGGAGUUGCUAACGAAUAAAGUGGCUCAUGAAAUCAAAUAUUGCGAAAUCAGAAUCACCGAUACCAUCUUCACAGUGAGGGCUGUUUUAGCGGCAUACCUAUUUUACAUUUUCAGAUCCGAUAACCAGGUCGCUAAAAGAAUCGUGACAGAAGCAUUUGAGCUCGUAAGAAAAUCACCGGAAGAGAUAGAUUCCAUAAGAUGUACCGGUGGAUUACAGAGUUCUACAGAGCUCAUUUACCUAUGUCAUCAAAUCAAAUUACUUGAAGCUGGGAAAUCAGACCCAAUAAUUGCCCAGAAAUUUUUAGAAUACGGUAAUAUUGACUGGUGCAAAAAUGGUGACGAUUUCCACGGUGCCUAG
Messenger RNA from Saccharomycopsis crataegensis, 528 nucleotides. RefSeq lists its product as uncharacterized. The record is from RefSeq and is a predicted model, not a curated record. The coding region runs from base 1 to 528 and encodes 175 amino acids. The transcript has a single exon. NCBI's taxonomy places the organism in Eukaryota, Fungi, Ascomycota, Saccharomycetes, Ascoideales, Saccharomycopsidaceae.